AUGAAUCGUUUCUUAACAUCUAUCCCACGAUUAAACUUAAUACCUAGUUUACCUAAAAACCCAUUGGAUUAUCCAAUUAUAUUGGUUGGUGCUGGUGCAAUCGUUACGUUAGGACAUUUACCCGCUUAUAAAAUAGCUGGAUUCCCUGUCAAAGGUAUUUAUGAUACAGAUCGACAAAAAGCAUUGGCAGUAGCUAGUAAAUGGAAUAUUCCGAAAGUCUAUAAUACAAUCGACGAAGCAUGUGCAACAGCAAACAAUGAAAAUGUUAUCUUUGAUUUAGCUGUUCCAUCAAAACAGAUAGAAUCGAUUCUUAAACAACUUCCAAUAAAUUCUCAUGCACUCAUUCAAAAACCAAUGGGUGAAAAUCUUGCACAGGCACAAUCAAUUGUUAAUAUAUGUAAACAACGUCAAAUUUCUGGCUCGAUAAAUUUUCAACUUCGCUAUGCACCCUAUAUUGUUGCUCUUAAAGAUGCUAUUCAGCGUGGUUGGCUAGGUGACCGAUUAACAACUAUUGAAAUACAUGUGAAUGUACAUAUGCCAUGGUCAUCAUGGCCAUUUCUCACAACUGUGCCACGUCUUGAACUCACAUAUCAUUCAGUACAUUAUGUCGAUUUGAUACGUGAUCUUUCAAAGCCGUAUGAACCGAGUACUGUUAAUUGUCGUAGUAGUCGACAUGCAGCGAUGCCACAUUUAUCACCAGUUCGAUCGUCUUACUCAUUUGAAUACAAACAUGAUCCAAUGUUAUAUGUAAAUAUUUAUACAAAUCACCAUCAUCGAUGGGGUACCAAACAUGCGCAAUCUUAUUUAUUAGUUGAAGGAACUCGAGGUGCAGCUAAGGCACAAUUAGGCGAUAAUCUUGCAUACGGAGAAAAUAUAGAAGGAAAACAAACAGAUUAUUUACAAAUUUGUUCGGAUGAAAUUACGGAUGGCAAAUGGAUUGAUAUUGAUUUGGAAGCACGAAGCCGUUUUCCACAUGCAUUCAUAGGGCCGAUGGCAGCAGCUAUACGUCGAUGCGAAAAUAAGAAUGAUCAGCCGUUAACUGAUAUUGAAGAUGCACUUAAAACCACGGCAAUACUCGAAGCUGCAUGGAAAAGUUCAACGAAUAACAUGACCCCGAUUGAUUACGAAUAG
Molecule: messenger RNA, 1131 nt
Organism: Rotaria socialis
Lineage: Eukaryota; Metazoa; Rotifera; Eurotatoria; Philodinida; Philodinidae
Source: the annotation of a GenBank genome assembly